AUGAAGAGGAAGUUGGACCAUGGCUCCGAGGUCCGUUCUUUCUCUCUGGGAAAGAAACCCUGCAAAGUCUCAGAAUACACAAGUACUACGGGGCUGGUGCCAUGCUCUGCCACGCCGACUACUUUUGGGGACCUGAGGGCAGCCAAUGGCCAGGGACAGCAGCGCCGCCGCAUUACAUCUGUGCAGCCGCCCACGGGCCUUCAGGAGUGGCUGAAAAUGUUUCAGAGCUGGAGUGGACCAGAGAAGUUACUUGCUUUAGAUGAGCUGAUUGACAGUUGUGAGCCCACCCAAGUAAAACACAUGAUGCAAGUGAUAGAGCCCCAGUUUCAAAGAGACUUCAUUUCCUUGCUCCCAAAAGAGCUGGCACUGUAUGUGCUGUCAUUCCUGGAACCCAGGGACCUUCUGCAGGCAGCCCAGACUUGUCGCUACUGGAGAAUUCUGGCUGAAGAUAAUCUUCUCUGGAGAGAGAAAUGCAAAGAGGAGGGGAUUGAUGAACCAUUACAUAUCAAGAGGAGGAAGGUAAUAAAACCAGGCUUUAUACACAGUCCGUGGAAAAGCGCCUACAUCAGACAACACAGGAUUGAUACCAACUGGCGGCGAGGAGAGCUGAAAUCGCCUAAGGUGCUCAAAGGCCACGACGACCACGUCAUCACCUGCCUGCAGUUCUGCGGGAACCGCAUCGUGAGCGGCUCCGAUGACAACACGCUCAAAGUGUGGUCGGCGGUCACGGGCAAGUGUUUGAGAACGCUGGUCGGGCACACAGGCGGAGUCUGGUCAUCGCAGAUGAGGGACAACAUCAUCAUCAGCGGGUCGACAGACCGAACGUUGAAGGUCUGGAACGCCGAGACUGGGGAAUGCAUACACACCUUGUAUGGGCACACCUCCACCGUGCGCUGCAUGCAUCUCCACGAGAAAAGAGUGGUCAGUGGAUCUCGAGACGCUACGCUGAGAGUUUGGGACAUAGAGACGGGCCAGUGUUUACACGUUCUGAUGGGCCAUGUAGCUGCAGUUCGGUGCGUUCAGUACGACGGCAGAAGGGUUGUGAGUGGUGCAUAUGAUUUUAUGGUCAAAGUGUGGGAUCCGGAGACAGAGACAUGUCUGCACACGCUGCAAGGACAUACCAACAGAGUCUACUCAUUACAGUUCGAUGGUAUCCAUGUGGUGAGUGGCUCUCUGGACACUUCCAUCCGAGUUUGGGACGUGGAGACGGGCAACUGCAUUCACACGCUAACAGGCCACCAGUCUCUCACGAGCGGAAUGGAGCUCAAGGACAAUAUACUCGUGUCUGGGAAUGCUGAUUCUACAGUCAAAAUCUGGGACAUUAAAACAGGACAAUGUUUACAGACAUUGCAAGGUCCCAACAAGCAUCAGAGUGCUGUGACCUGUUUACAGUUCAACAAGAACUUUGUAAUUACCAGCUCAGAUGAUGGGACUGUAAAACUCUGGGACUUGAAAACGGGUGAAUUUAUCCGAAACCUAGUCACAUUGGAGAGCGGAGGAAGCGGAGGUGUCGUGUGGCGGAUCAGAGCUUCUAACACAAAGCUGGUGUGCGCAGUCGGCAGCCGCAACGGGACUGAGGAAACAAAGCUGCUGGUGUUGGACUUUGACGUGGAUAUGAAGUGAAGGGCAGAAAGAUGAAUUUGUCCAAACGUGUAGACGAUGUUCUCCUUUCCCUCCCCCUGAAAAAAAAGAGAAAAAAAGAAAAAAAAUAAAAAGGAAAAAAAAAAAUCCCUUGUCCUUGGUGGUGCAGGAUGUUGGCUUGGGGCAACAGAUCCUAAAGACCUACGGACUACGAAGGAGAAGACAAAGAUGACAAACUAUAACUGACAAGAGAGGCAUUUGCUGUCUUGUCACAUAAAAAGGCUACACUUUUGACCGGGGCAGCUUUGCAAAAACGCGACUUUGGAAAUUAAACCAGGUGCAAUUAAUUCUUUACUUUCCGCCAACCGCUCCUCGCGUAAUUUGGAAGUGGG
Messenger RNA from Mesitornis unicolor (brown roatelo), 1973 nucleotides. RefSeq names its product F-box and WD repeat domain containing 7, E3 ubiquitin protein ligase (gene FBXW7). Bases 1 to 1623 code for a protein of 540 amino acids. The transcript has 10 exons. Gene Ontology annotation, biological process: proteasome-mediated ubiquitin-dependent protein catabolic process; ubiquitin recycling. Gene Ontology annotation, molecular function: ubiquitin binding. Gene Ontology annotation, cellular component: nucleus; cytoplasm. NCBI's taxonomy places the organism in Eukaryota, Metazoa, Chordata, Aves, Mesitornithiformes, Mesitornithidae. The record is from RefSeq and is a predicted model, not a curated record.